Messenger RNA from Babesia ovata, 1026 nucleotides. RefSeq lists its product as uncharacterized. The coding region runs from base 1 to 1026 and encodes 341 amino acids. The record is from RefSeq and is a predicted model, not a curated record. The transcript has a single exon. NCBI's taxonomy places the organism in Eukaryota, Apicomplexa, Aconoidasida, Piroplasmida, Babesiidae.
AUGGCCGUGGCGAAGAAGUUGACGAACAAGUGUGGUUGUGACAAAAAUUAUUGCACUAAACACGGCGACCCUUGCGGUGAUGCUAACUGUAAGGUGUUCAAAUCAUGCUGCCCCCCAAAUUGCCAGUUUUGCGUGAAGAAAGAAUGUAUAGAGGGAGAGAGAUGUAAAUGUUAUUUUUGUGAAUGUGAUUGUCAGAAAGAUGAUGAAGUGAAGAAAGGCAACAAGCUCUGCAAGAACUCCACGGCAUGUAAGCUCUGCGCGGAGAAAUGCAAAGAUGUAAAAGACAAAAGGUGUUUAUGUUUCCUCUGUAAUUGUGGAGACCACUGUGAUGGCGUGAAUUGUCAGUGCUGUAAAUGGUGUAAUCCGUACAGCAGGUGCCCGGGUCCGGACAAUUGUGACCAAAAGGAGGACAAACAUGACGAAAAAGAAUGCAACAAAGGCAUGUGUGCCAGAUCCCCAGGUACAUGUGGUGUAUGCGUCUGCAAAGAUAAGGUCAAAUCCGCCUCCGCAGAAUGCUCGGAAUGCAAGUGCAGCUGCAACGGCGACUGCCCAAGAACCAAAUGCUUCAAGGCCAAACAUGGCCCUAAGCACAACUGCGACUGCACAACUGAUAAAUAUGCUGUGAAAUGCGUAUGCGAAUGCACCUGUAACUGUAGUUCCUACGGCCAGCAUUACUGCUCAGAGCACAUAGAUAUUAGCGAAUGCUCCGGCAAAGGUUGCAGCACAGUCAUCUACUACGCUGGCAGAUGCCGCUUCAAGUGCACAAAUUGCGGCAAGCUGUGUUCCCAAGAUGAAUUUAGGCGCCGAUGCUAUAUAGGAGUACCCAUACUUUUAAUCGCAGUGGCUAUCAUUGUUGCCUGGCGCAAGUAUCCCGAGAAAUUCCGCAAGGUGUAUUACAAACUAAGUGCUGCAACUACCAACUCGUUUAAAAGUUCCGGCGCAUCCACGAAUCUUGCCGGUGGAAGGAUUCACGAGGAGAUGGACACUGAUGAAUACUCCGCCUUCCCGUUUAAGGGCCUGAUGUAG